Apis dorsata (giant honeybee) is the source of this 792-nucleotide messenger RNA. RefSeq names its product NAD kinase 2, mitochondrial-like. The record is from RefSeq and is a predicted model, not a curated record. Gene Ontology annotation, cellular component: mitochondrion. Gene Ontology annotation, biological process: NAD+ metabolic process; NADP+ biosynthetic process. The transcript has 5 exons. Gene Ontology annotation, molecular function: NAD+ kinase activity. The coding region runs from base 1 to 792 and encodes 263 amino acids. NCBI's taxonomy places the organism in Eukaryota, Metazoa, Arthropoda, Insecta, Hymenoptera, Apidae.
AUGAGAUUCUUAAAUUACCUGAACAAUACACCUUAUCGUCCUCGAAGGAUCCUGUGCGUGUCCAAGUUGACCUCGUUGGAGUACCUGCGAUCCCAGAAUCCCGAUCUGAACGUGGAUCAAAUAUUGUCGAAGAUGAAGAGAGAGGGCCAGAAUCCGGAUGAUAUCCUCGCCGAGCAUCAACGACAGAUUGCUUGCGAGCAAAAUCUGAUAUCGGUCCUCAACAAGCUCGACAUCAGUUUUCGUAUCACGAAAAGAAUGGGAAUCGCGUCGAGAUUCAUGAAUUGGGCAGACUUGGUGAUCACGAUAGGCGGGGACGGCAUGUUCCUUCUAGCCUCGAAAUUAAUUACGAACAACAGGAAGCCUGUAUGCGGGAUCAAUCCAAAUAUCUCGAAGAAGAACACUUUCACGGUCCCUUCGAAGUACGUGGCCGAUAUCGAGCGCAUAUUCGAGAAACUGUACAAAGGAGACUACGAUACAUUGAUGAGGAGUCGUAUAAAAACGAUAAUGGUCGGGGAGGGACUUUUUAGACGACCCUUUCAUAUACACGAGAAGAGCCGCGAGUUCGGGGAGAGAAGACACAAAGUUCUUACACGAUCGAUACAAAGGAAAAUAGAGGACUCCCUUCAACCCCGUGAGAGGACCUUACCUUGGCUGGCGUUAAACGAAGUGUUUAUAGGAGAAUUUUUGGCAGCAAGACCGAUUACAUUAUUCCUUGAUAUCGAGGAACAAAAAUCGUACAAAAUUCGAUGUUCAGAUGACGCCAAAGGAUCUUUAGAAGAAGAUGAGGAGUAA